This is a messenger RNA of Cucurbita maxima (winter squash), 1652 nucleotides long. Its product is annotated as dnaJ homolog subfamily C member 18. The transcript has 3 exons. Lineage: Eukaryota; Viridiplantae; Streptophyta; Magnoliopsida; Cucurbitales; Cucurbitaceae. The coding region runs from base 501 to 1463 and encodes 320 amino acids. Gene Ontology annotation, biological process: protein refolding. The record is from RefSeq and is a predicted model, not a curated record. Gene Ontology annotation, cellular component: cytoplasm.
AGAGAAUAUGAAGAAAAUGGCCAUUUCCUUCGCAUAUAAGAAAUCAAUAGUGGAAGGAAGAGUAAGAACAAUUGAAUGAACGAAUAGCACAGAAAUUGGCAAUCAUUAUAAUACAAAUGAGAGACGGAGAUGAAAAGGGUGGAGCUAUGGAGUACAGGCACAGAGAUGGGCAAAUCACUUGUGCUGACAUGGAUUCCACCUCAGCUUUCUUCCCUUACGUGGCCGGAUCCUAUUGGUUACCAACGCUGCAACAUUGAAGGGUGAAGGGUGAGUAAGGAAUGUUCUUGGGUGUUGAAUGAAUCCAGCACGCCUACAGAUACCCACCGUCAGUUCAUUGUGUGUUUUAGCUGAGCCAAAACACCACAGCACAUAUCUCCCACGCAUUUAUACGCCCUUUGAAGAGGUCCAUCUGCAGUUGCUAAGGAAUAAAUGGUUAGAUUUGAUAAAAGAGGUCCACAAACACCGUUUGCUUACGCCUCCAUGAUCGAGCCAGAAGCGUAAUGCAGGCGAAUUUUCUAUUGGGGCCAAUCCCCAUCCCCAUUUCCUCUUCCUCCUCUGCCAUCAGUUUCUACUCCUCACUCAUCGCCAAUUCUCUUCGCCGCACUUACUCCUGCAACCCCUAUUCCAAAUCAACCAAUCCCCUUCCUCGAUCCACUCCCAUCGUCGCUUCUUCGUCCACCGCCAUUGACGGCGACCGCAACCAUUACCAGGUACUCGGCGUCCCUCGCGCUGCCUCCUCCAAGGAGAUCAAGAAAGCUUUUCGUCUGCUCGCUCGCAAGUACCAUCCCGAUGUUAGCAAGGAUUUGCGAGCUGCUGAUGCCUUCAAGAGCAUACGACAUGCAUAUGAAGUAUUGGCUAAUGAAGCGACAAGAGCUCAGUAUGACCAAGCAUUGAAGCUUCAAGAAAGUACUGACAGGCGAUACAGAGGAAAGUGGUAUUAUAGUCCUGAUUUUGAAGAAAGAUCGAGAAGCUAUAGAUGGGCUGAACUGAAGCAAAAGAGACAGUAUGAGAGAGAUCAGAAAUAUUAUAGAUUCCAAGAGGAUUUUUCCCACAUUGAUGAAGAUGAGGAGGAGGAAGGAAGCAGCAGCAGCAGCGAACUCAGAAGCCCCUUUGUCGAAGUGCUGAAAACAACAUUUUUGUCUUUGUUUCUACUUCAAACGUUCGGCUCCCAGUUGUCCCUCACCUUUAGCGGCCUGGUGGUGUUGUUCGACUGGAAGUUGGACGCGGGGUAUAAGAUGGGACAUCUAGUGGCAUGGCUGCUGGGUGGAAGAGCUGGUGUUUUACUAGCCAUAUGUCUCUCGUUUGCAAGCUGGGUGUGUGGGAAAAGUAGCAGCAGUGCAGUUGCUGUUGUGGUAGUGGCUAUGUGGGUGGGAUCCAAUCUUGCAAGAUAUGCACCACUUCCUCAAGGGGCUGUUCUCACUCUUCUCUACAUGUCCAUCAAGCUUCAAGCUGAUUUCAACUGAAGUUUAAACUUAGCUGCAACAGCUAAGGUGUACAAAUGUGUCGUGUUCGAACCCUGCACAUAAUGUGGCGAUGGAUGAAUAUCUGUUGUUUUAUUGAUUCUCAUAGCCUUGGGAUCAAGGAUUUAGGGGCCAUUUGAGCAAGUUUAUGUUUGUUUCUCCUUUUUUUAAUGAUAAUCUUUCUUGAUUCUA